Molecule: messenger RNA, 467 nt
Organism: Trachymyrmex cornetzi
Lineage: Eukaryota; Metazoa; Arthropoda; Insecta; Hymenoptera; Formicidae
Product: high affinity copper uptake protein 1
Exons: 4
Coding region: 69-467 (132 amino acids)
Biological process (GO): copper ion transmembrane transport
Cellular component (GO): membrane
Molecular function (GO): copper ion transmembrane transporter activity
Source: RefSeq, a predicted model, not a curated record
UAUUCGCGCGACGAUGUCAUAAAGCUCGUCUUUUACGAAAGUAUCUGGUAGUAAUUUCUUAAGACAAGAUGCAGAUGUCAUUUCAUGGCGGCGUCGCAGAAACUAUUCUGUUUGAAAAAUGGCGCAUAAAUAACGCUCAAGGAAUGAUUGGUUCCGUAAUCGGCGUCAUUCUUCUAACUGCAUUGUAUGAAGGACUAAAAUCUUAUCGUGAGUAUCUCUUCGCGCGUACGACGUUUCUCAGGAAGAAUCAGCAGAAGAAAUCAAGAAAUGCAUUGUUGUUUUCCGGAGUGCAUUUCUUUCAAACGCUUCUGCACGUAAUCCAAAUAGUGCUUGGCUAUUUUCUUAUGUUUAUUUUUAUGACAUACAACUAUUGGCUCUGCAUCGCUGUCGGAACUGGAACAGCUCUUGGAUAUUGGUUGUUCCAAUGGGAAAAAGCUACUAAUGACAAUACAGAUUGUUGUUCGUAA